Molecule: messenger RNA, 894 nt
Organism: Acanthamoeba castellanii str. Neff
Lineage: Eukaryota; Discosea; Longamoebia; Acanthamoebidae
Exons: 4
Coding region: 1-894 (297 amino acids)
Source: RefSeq, a predicted model, not a curated record
AUGGUGCGCGACCACCACUUCAUUGCGCUCUACAGCGUCUUCCUCCCUCGCGACAAUACCAUUCCCGCUGCCGCGCUGCUCGAGGGGUGGACACUGCAGGUCGACAAGUUGAAGAAGGCGUUCUUCAUGAAGGCCUGCAGUUCGAUGAACCGGGCCAAGGUCUACUGCAAGCAGGCCCACAAGCUCGCGCGCGGCGGUACCGAGGACCAGCCCAAGGCCUUAGAAGAGCAGGACCAGCUCCUCCGCAAGAGCAAGAAGAUGCUCACCCACUCCCUUCGGUACCUGCACUUUGGGAUUCAGUUGUUUGAGACGGGGCGGAUCGAGGACUACCUGGUGGCCAAUCCGUAUUGGGAGGAGGUGCGGCCCAUGACCUCACUUCUGUGGGAGGACUACGAGCGACGCUGCCGACCCACCUACCUCCACCUGAUGGAGCGCUUCCCCAAAGACCCCGUCAAACCCAUGGACCAGGCCAACGCCACCAACACCAAGAACGAUCGGCACGCGCUCGAGAAGGAGGUUCUCCAUGUCCUCCUCGAACGACGAUCGUCAUCGUUAGCGACAGCUGCAAGCUCAAAAAAGAACGAAAGCGAAGGCGAAGAAGACCUCGGAUUCGCGGCGUACUUCCCGGAACACGCCGACCUCUACGCCAGCGUCGAAAGGCGAUUCGACGAGCUGGCCGCCCGCGUCCAGACCACCUACGACCGCAUCGUGGCCGAAGAAAAGAACGAAGACGACGACGACGAUAGCGACAAAAGAGAGAAGGCCUUCGCGAAGCGGGUGGCCGGCGAGGAGUGGAAGGGGCUCAUGUUCCGCAUGCGACGAAACGGGACUACGGCCCACCACGUCCUCCUCCAGAGCGUCCCGCGCAACGUCUACGCCUGGCUUUCUAGCUAA